AUGAGCUCCAUUCUAACAUCCAGGCAGACGCUGGAGCUCCACAAAGCCAUUCUACAGUACCUAGAACCGCUCUUGGAGGAUAGUCAACUGGUUUUCAAGCAAUUGGCGAGCGUUCUCAACGUCGAAAACGACGAUGCAACUGUGCCCAACUACCUUGAGAAGAAAUGGUCUACAGUUCUUCGAUUGCAAAAGCGGAUCCUCGAUCUCGAGAACGAAGUCAAUAGUUACAAGUCGCUUCUUGACUCUCGGCCACAUGGCACCGACGGCCUCGUCGCUAAAGACAAAAUCAACUGGCUUCCCAGUGCACCCACUAAGAAGUUUCCCACCCAGAGCUCUCAGCUUGUGUCCAGUGUGACAUUGCACCCGACGCUACCGUUGGUUGUUGCUGGGUGCUCCGAUGGAACGUUGUUGGCUUGGUCACUAGCGGCUGAGGACACGCUGAUACCUCAGAAGCAGUGGAAUGGCCACACUCGAGGAAUCAACCGCAUCAAAUGGUCACUGGAGCCCGUGGACCUCGCAAAUUCCAAAAUGAAACUGUAUGUUCUUGCUCUGUGCUCAUCUGAUCUCUCCAUCAAGAUCUGGGAGGGUGACUCGUUCAAACAUGUGCGUACACUUACAGGCCACGAACAUACGGUUUCCGGGGUAGCAUUCUCGCCCACAAACCCCACAAUGUUAUACUCUGUAUCGCGGGAUAAGUCAGUGAAAGUCUGGGACCUUGUCAAUGGAUAUUGCGUGAAAACGUAUGUGGGCCAUAGCGAUUGGGUGCGAGACUUGGAUGUGGCUCUGGUGAACUCGUCCAUGCUGCUUUCCGAAAUGAAGAAAUCGAGUUUGGGUGACUUCAUCGUUACUUGUUCCAAUGAUCAGUCCGUAAGAAUUUCCCAUGAGUCUGGAACAGGCUUGGCUCUACUCUUGGGCCAUUCUCAUGUAAUUGAAACCGUGCGCUUUUUGCCCAUGUACUCCAAUAAGUACUUGGACAAAUUUAUUUUAAAGAAUAUGGACCGCUUCCCCUCCUUGCUGGAAGAGUUGAUUAAUGAUCCAAUUUACAGAGAGUCUUUGGGCUUCAAGUACUGCGUCUCUGCGGGCCGUGACAACCUUAUCAAGCUCUGGCUACUUCCUCCACCUACGCUUCGGCCUCAUAGACCGCCCACGCCGGCCACACAGAACAAUUCACAGGGCUGGCACAUUGCAGAUUUGGUGGGUCACCUUUCGUGGGUGAAAUCGCUCGAUAUCCAUCCGAACGGCCGUUUUCUUAUUAGUGGUGCGGAUGACAAGACAAUCAACAUCUGGGACCUUAAGAGCUUGACAGAUACAGGCAAGAUUUCCGUUAUGAAACUGCUUUCGGGCCACGAGGGUUUCGUCAAUAGUGUCCAUUUCGCCAAAUUUGAACUCGACAAGUCCGGCAACAAGGAAGACACAAGGGAAAACCUCAUAACAGCCAUACAAAAGAGCAUGAGAUGUCUAUUUGUCAGUGGAGGCACAGAUAACAGUGUGCGACUAUGGGGUUGA
Messenger RNA from Sungouiella intermedia, 1506 nucleotides. NCBI's taxonomy places the organism in Eukaryota, Fungi, Ascomycota, Pichiomycetes, Serinales, Metschnikowiaceae. The record is from the annotation of a GenBank genome assembly.